CACCGGUGGCUGCAGGACUGCGCCGAGGGACCCUGAGGUUCAAAAGCAGGGACCCACAACGUGGGUUAUGCUGGAGGCUUGGAUCACUGUGGACAACUGUACACUCAAGGCAGAACCAUGGGGGAUUUGCAGGAGAAUUAUGAAGAUGGGCUGGAAGAUGUUCUAGAGCAGGAGGAAUAUGAAGAACCAAGUGUCUCCGUGCCCCAAAUGGAGGAACCAGAAGCUCACCUCACUGAACCAACUGCCCCAGACUACGCCACCACAUCACAGCCGGGCACCCACGAGGUCUAUGUGGAGCUGCAGGAGCUGGUGAUGGACAAGAACCAGGAGCUGCGAUGGAUGGAGGUGGCACACUGGGUGCGACUGGAGGAGAACCUGGGGGAGGAUGGAGUCUGGGGGCGCCCACACCUGCCUUACCUCACCUUCUGGAGCCUCCUGGAGCUUCAGAAAGUCUUUGUCAAGGGUACUGUCCUCCUGGAUCUGCAGGAGACCUCUCUGGCCGGAGUGGCCAACCAACUGCUGGACAGGUUUAUCUACGAGGAGCAGAUCCGGCCUCAGGACCGAGAAGGGCUGCUCCGAACCCUGCUCCUCAAACACAGCCAUGCUGGAGAGCUAGAGGCCCUAGGGGGUGUGAAGCCUGCAGUCCUGCAACGCUCUGGGGAACCUUCACAGCCACUGCUCCCACAGCAACCCUCGCUGGAGACACAGCUCUUCUGUCAUCAGGGAGAUGGAGGCACUGAAGGGUCCUCACCAUCGGGAAUUCUGGGAAAGAUUCCACCAGACUCAGAGGCCUCCCUGGUACUAGUGGGCCGUGUCGCCUUCCUGGAGCGGCCAGUGCUGGGCUUCGUGCGGCUACAGGAGGCCACAUUGCUGGAGGCCGUGGAGCAGCCAGUGCCUGUUCGCUUCCUCUUUGUGUUGCUGGGACCCGAGACACCCCACACGGACUACACCCAGCUCGGCCGGGCCGCUGCGACCCUCAUGUCAGAGAGGGUGUUCCGCACAGAUGCCUACCUCGCCCAGAGGCGGGGGGAGUUGGUGGACUCCCUGAACAGCUUUCUGGACAGCAGCCUCGUGCUGCCUCCCACGGAUGUCCCCUCAGAACAGGCCCUGCGGAGUCUGGUGCCUGUGCAGAAAGAGCUGCUCCGGAAACGCUACCUACCCAGCCCUGCCAAGCCUGACCCCAGCUUUUAUAAGGGCCUAGACUUGAAUGGGGGAUCAGGAGUCCCUGGAGGCCCAGAUGACCCCCUGCAGCGGACAGGCUGGCUGUUUGGGGGCCUGGUGCGUGACGUCCGGCGCCGGUACCCCUAUUACCUGAGUGACAUCACAGAUGCGCUGAGCCCCCAGGUCUUGGCUGCCGUCAUCUUCAUCUACUUUGCUGCCCUGUCACCUGCCAUCACUUUCGGUGGCCUCCUGGGAGAAAAGACCAGAAACCAGAUGGGCGUGUCGGAACUGCUCAUCUCUACUGCGGUGCAGGGCAUUCUCUUUGCCCUGCUGGCAGCCCAGCCUCUGCUUGUGCUUGGCUUCUCAGGCCCCCUGCUUGUGUUUGAGGAAGCCUUCUUCUCGUUCUGUGAGAGCAAUGGCCUGGAGUAUAUUGUGGGCAGAGCCUGGAUUGGCUUCUGGCUCAUCCUGCUGGUGGUGCUGGUGGUGGCCUUCGAGGGCAGCUUCAUGGUCCGCUUCAUCUCCCGCUACACCCAGGAGAUCUUUUCCUUCCUCAUCUCCCUCAUCUUCAUCUAUGAGACCUUCUACAAGCUGAUCAAGAUUUUCCAGGACCACCCACUACAGAAGACUUAUAACCCCAAUGUGUUGAUGGUGCCCAAACCUCAGGGCCCCCUGCCCAACACAGCCCUCCUCUCCCUUGUGCUCAUGGCCGGCACCUUCUUCUUUGCCAUGAUGUUGCGCAAGUUCAAGAACAGCUCCUACUUCCCUGGCAAGCUGCGUCGGAUCAUUGGGGACUUCGGGGUCCCCAUCUCCAUCCUGAUCAUGGUUCUGGUGGAUUUCUUCAUUGAGGAUACCUACACUCAGAAACUCGCAGUGCCGGACGGCCUCAAGGUGUCGAACUCCUCUGCCCGUGGCUGGGUCAUCCACCCACUGGGCUUGUUUUCCGCCUUCCCCAUCUGGAUGAUGUUCGCCUCCGCCCUGCCUGCUCUGCUGGUCUUCAUCCUCAUAUUCCUUGAGUCUCAGAUCACCACGCUUAUAAUCAGCAAACCUGAGCGCAAGAUGAUCAAGGGCUCUGGCUUCCACAUGGACCUGCUGCUGGUCGUGGGCAUGGGCGGGUUGGCUGCCCUCUUUGGGAUGCCCUGGCUCAGUGCCACCACAGUGCGUUCUGUCACCCAUGCUAAUGCCCUUACCGUCAUGAGCAAGGUCAGCACCCCAGGGGCUGCAGCCCAGAUCCAGGAGGUCAAGGAGCAACGGAUCAGUGGGCUUCUGGUCUCUGUGCUUGUGGGCCUGUCCAUUCUCAUGGAGCCCAUCCUGUCACGCAUUCCCCUGGCUGUGCUGUUUGGCAUCUUCCUCUACAUGGGCGUCACAUCCCUCAGUGGCAUCCAGCUCUUCGACCGCAUCUUGCUUCUGCUCAAGCCACCCAAGUACCACCCAGAUGUGCCCUACGUCAAACGGGUGGUGACCUGGCGCAUGCACCUGUUCACGGGCAUCCAGAUCAUCUGCCUGGUAGUGCUGUGGGUGGUGAAGUCCACACCCGCCUCCCUUGCCCUGCCCUUUGUCCUCAUCCUCACUGUGCCCCUGCGACGCUACCUGCUACCACUCAUCUUCCAGAAUCUGGAGCUGCAGUGUCUGGAUGCAGAUGAUGCGAAGCUGACCUUUGAUGAGGAGGAAGGUCGAGAUGAAUAUGACGAAGUGGCCAUGCCAGUGUGAGGGGCGGGCCCAGGCCCCAAACUCCCGUUCCACUUCCUUACCCUCCCAGGAAUAGCUGAAGUUCAUGGGUAUCUCGUGGACUUUAGGCUCCUCCUGGGAUAGUAGUUGAGGACCCAGGGCUGUGGGUGGGGAAGGAAGGGGUGCCUGGGAAAGGGCAGAUUGGCUUUCCUGGCUGGAGAUGGCUGAUGGGGCCCAUAUUAGGGGAUCUGCUAUACCGUCCCUCCUGUUGCUACACUGCCACAGAUGGUCCCCUGCUGGAAGACUUGGAUCUGAGCCCCACCUCUUCAUAGCACAGACAGGGGCAGAAGCAAAGAGGGGAAGUAGGGGUGGUGAUGCUUGUUGUGUGACCUUGGGCAAGUCCCUUGACCUUUCAGCCUCUACUUCCUCUUCUGUAAAAUAGGUAUAUUGAUAGUAAUACCCAUGUUGCAGAAUAGUAGUCACCACUCUUUUUAGCCUGCCUAAGGCUCCCUAGUAGUGUACCUGGAAUUUGGGCUAGGUUUUCUGACUUUGAGGUCAGCUCUGUCGUCUGUCAGUCACUCAAAAGUGGCCCUGCUGACUCCUCCCUUCACCCUGAGACCCUCUUCUCUGGGGCCAGAGAGAGGUGUCCUGGUGAGGGCAGGGUGCAGGUGAGGAUCCAACAGGCCUGGAACUCAGAGCUCCUAAGUGCUUGCUCCCUACCUUCAAGUGCUCGUUAAUUCAUUCAUUCAUCCUUUCCACAAACUUUUACUGAGAGCUCUGGAUCCUGUGGACACAGAGGAGACUGAGACAAGACCCUGCCCUGGGGUUGGGGUGGGGGGC
Molecule: messenger RNA, 3666 nt
Organism: Otolemur garnettii (small-eared galago)
Lineage: Eukaryota; Metazoa; Chordata; Mammalia; Primates; Galagidae
Gene: SLC4A1
Product: solute carrier family 4 member 1 (Diego blood group)
Exons: 20
Coding region: 118-2868 (916 amino acids)
Biological process (GO): monoatomic anion transport; bicarbonate transport; regulation of intracellular pH
Cellular component (GO): basolateral plasma membrane; plasma membrane
Molecular function (GO): solute:inorganic anion antiporter activity; bicarbonate transmembrane transporter activity; monoatomic anion transmembrane transporter activity
Source: RefSeq, a predicted model, not a curated record